CAUAACACAUGACACAAGCAGAGGUAGGGUGUGAAUAGGCUGUGAUGAAUUACGGUUCCACCCUGAGCAUACAGGGGAUAGUACAGGAGGCUACCCAUAUCCAUCGCAUAACCGCAGCGAUAGCCGUCUUGUUAUCUACCCGUACCCCGAUCGCGCGCGUCUCGGUAGUCGGGGGCAAACAGAUUUAUUGAGGGAUAUGUUAGAUAUCCUAGGAGUCGUGAGAGGGACACUUUGUUGACAAGGCCCGUGUUGGCAACACUUGCUUGUUUCCCGUUGUUUGGAUAACAAUCUGUGAGAGGAUAAAAGUUUUUACAGGUUAAAUUUCAGUUGUCAUGACUGACAAAAUGUUCUUUGAAUUGUGAAGUAAUUCAAGUGGUUGAUUUGUGUUCAAUAACUUACAAACAAUUCUAUACAGCGUUUGACAAGUUUGAGAAAAUGUGAAACUGUUUUUCGGAGCCGGAUAUAGAAAUGAAGUGAUGACAAUGAAAAUCUAUUAAUAUCAUUAUGUGGACUGCGACAAGGGGAAUAUUUCUGUCUUUCACUGUUUUGGAGCUUUGCUGAAUUAUAUUUCGGGAGUAUCCAGACUUGAAAUUAUUUGUGUUGGUACAUUCUGCAGCUGACAGUGACAUGGGGAUUAGUUGAAUGUAACAUUCAUUUUCAGAAUUAUAGUGUGGUUCUUCUUGAACAGUGUACAACCUAAUUUCAAAAUGGUGUUACUCGGAAAUGGAAGUUGGUCCGAUCAGGCCAAUAUGCAGACCAAAGUGUCUGGAAGCUGGUCGGAACAAGCUAUGUCGCUCCUGUUGCAGAAGAAACUGCAAGAAAACAGAUUAAUGGAGUUGCAACGCGCACCUGCCAAACCAAAGACAUAUCACUUGGCGCCUUCACACACAGACCAUCACGUGCAUUCUCAGUCUACAAAGAAAUCAGAAAUGGAUAAGUAUGAAAGAAUUAUGAAGAUUGGAGAGGGUUCGUAUGGUGUUGUUUUCAAGUGUCGUCACAGAGAAACUGGACAAUUGGUGGCCAUUAAAAAAUUCGUGGAGUCUGAAGAUGACCCUCAGAUCCGAAAGAUUGCAUUGAGGGAAGUGCGGAUGUUAAAGCAAUUGAAACACGAAAAUUUAGUAUCAUUGCUGGAGGUGUUCCGGAGAAAGAAGAAACUUCACCUGGUGUUCGAGUAUGUUGAUGACACACUCUUGGGGGAGCUGGAGAGGAACCCUAGAGGGGUAAAAGAAAAAGAAACAAAAAAACUUGUAUAUCAAGUGAUUCAAGCUGUCAAGUUCUGUCAUCAACACAAUGCUAUUCACAGAGAUGUAAAGCCAGAAAACAUCCUCAUCACCAGACAUGGGGUCGUCAAACUAUGUGAUUUUGGUUUUGCAAGGACAGUCACUGGUCCCGGAGAUGAGUACACAGACUAUGUUGCCACACGUUGGUACAGAGCCCCAGAGUUGCUAGUCGGAGAUACCCAGUACGGCCCCCCUGUUGAUGUGUGGGCCAUCGGCUGUGUGCUGGCCGAACUCAUGACCGGAGAAGCCUUGUGGCCAGGACGGUCAGAUGUGGACCAGUUAUUCCUCAUCAGAAAAAGUCUAGGGGAUUUACUGCCUCGGCAUUUAGAAAUCUUUAACAGUAACAGUUUCUUCAAGGGGAUGACAAUUCCUGAACCAACACACAUGGAACCUCUUGAAUCCAAGUUUAAAGAUCAAAAUCCUAUCGCAGUCCAUUUCUUAAUGUGUUGUCUAGUAAUGGACCCUGACAAACGCCACACGUGUCAGCAGUUGUUGGAGCACAAGUACCUGGACUCAACAAGGGAGGGGCUCGAGAGCCGGCCAGUACAUCGACAUCAUCCUCAUCGCUUCAGGCGGCCCCCAGUACAGAAACAAUGGGUAGUUCCUUCACUGCCAACCUUGCAGCCAAAUCCUUUGUCGAACUCUCCAAACCCAGGGAAUAUGGGAAGGAUUCCACGUUAUGCGAACCACAGAGGUGACCAUCUUCCCAACAUCUGAAUUUUAGGCCAAGGGUGCACUCGUCCAGACGGCAACUGAGGGGUUGUUUGUCUGGCCAGCUCCUGGUGGCCAUGUCCUGUUGUGUGGGAGCAGCAGAGCAUGUGUUAUUUUGCACUUUUUUGCUUAAAAAAAGGACAGAGUUUUGCUUGUUAACUUCUUACUCUACGCACUAGGAUCUUCUGAAGGUGUUACGUAUCCGGGCUUCAGGGAGACGUCGGCGGUACGUCCUGCACAGUGUCAUCCAGGAAUAUACUGGACAGUGGAUUCAUGUUGAGCAAAGAAGACUGAUAUCAGUCUCUCCGUGAUAUUUGUGUGUUUCCCAUAUCCAGGCAUGGGUUCAGAUGGAUUGGGCAGGUGGGCAGAUGAAAAUGACAAAAAAAUACUUUGUUUCGAGAAUAUUACUGAUAUCUUGUGUAAAUUUGACGUGUAACAAUUGCUGUAUAAUUAUUAGGAGAACAUUAAAGGGGGAAGCAAAGUUACUUCUAUUCUAUGAAUAAACUGUACUAAUGAAUACAGCCUAUAUUUUACAUGAAAUGUUAUUUGUCUGACUGGAUAUGAGACACACACAAAAAUACAGAUAGUCUGAUAGGACAGUCCUGGUUCACUGCUCUCUGGACAUUUUUAUUUUAAAUGUUUGAAGUAAAUAAUCCUGUGAAAGUGUCUGAAAUAUUAAGCUGUGUUAAACAUUACAAAAAAUAUAUUAAAAUUAAUUUAAUACUUAUUGGUUUUAAGCAUUGCUUAUGUAUUUUUGAAAUGUUAAAUCAAAAUAGGCAUAGAUUAAAACUAUUCAAUAUUGUCCAUUAUGUGAAGACAGUGAAUUUUCUCAAUCUGAAAGUAAUAUUAAUAUGCAAAGAACACAUGGACUCCCUACUUGUACAAACCCUCUCGCAACAAAUAUAAAUAUUUUUAUUAAAUUAUCCUUGUAGGUUUAGAUAGAGGUAUAUUUUGUUGUACUCAGGUGAUCGUGUAGCAAGGCAGAGCAUCGUACAGGAUUAUUUUGUGACUGUAUGUGGAAAUGUUGCUAGCUAAUGUCCAGUUCCGUGGUCCACAUGCACAUAUAUAUGAGGAUCCUCAUUCCACUUAUGCAUUCACAAGUUUGCUUACAAACAUCAAAUCUCAUGAACUGACAAUUUUCAAUUUUAGAAGCACUUCCAGCCCAUUUCAUCUUGCUUGUGUUUCCAUGUGCUGUAGUUGUGUUAUGCUUGUGUUUCCUAUGGCUAAUUCUCUAUGCGGGUAGUAACCACUGUGCCUGAACUGAUCAACAGGGUUUGAUCAUUGCCACAGGUGUUUUGAAUAUUUGUUUUGCUCUUUAUGAUUUAAAUGAUGGCAUGACAGAUUAUCUGAACUGAUUAAGUCUGUGAUACAUAGUUCACAUUUCAAGUUGGUGUUAUUAAUAUUCAUUGAUAAUCACAUGGAAUUUAAUCAGUCUUUUCGUUUUGUAAGAAAUCUAUUUCAAAUGGGUUUAUGAUUAACAAUAGGGACUACUUUCGAAAUUCAUAUUUGAAAUACACUAUUAGGAAUUGGAAUGUAUGUAUUUUUUAUGAUUUGAAAUGUUAUGUCUUUUUCUGGCUGUAUCUCACGAAUGUGUACUUUGAUGUGUACUGGCACUUAGCUGGCUUUCUGGGGUGUACUUGUAUCAGCAAGGAAGCUGGCUUGUUGCACGCGUUCACACCCAUCAACAACCUGUUGUCUCCCUCAUGACAAGGAUCUGGGUCAAUGUAAGGUAUAUAAUUCUCAGUCUCAACCUUAGAUGUUAUAGCAUUUAUACUACAUUGAAUUUCCAUGGACAUCUGUAUUUAUUGUUGAUGAAUGUCCGGGAAUCUUCACAAAUUCACUUGAACACUUUUUCAUUGUAAAGGAAAUCCCAAUGUAUGACCUCUACACCAGCUCAAAUCACAAUACUGUUACUAUUAAGAAGCACCUUUUUAAAGAUUCUUGAUAAUCAACAUCGUUCAUAACUCAUGUGAAGAAUAUCUUCUGUUUAAUAUUUGUUAUCAUUGAGACAUGAUGGUCAUGUUGUUGCUUCAUCCUGUGUCAGAUUCCUCUUUGGUCACAAUGCCAUUAAACUCAGAUCUUUUUACUCUGGUCUAUCUCAAGUAGGCCAUGUCAGGUGAAUUUCCAUGUCAGCCAUGCGGACGGGAGGCUCCAAAUUGUUGGUGUGAACCAGUCCUGGAACAACAUGUCUGAUUUCUGUGUCUUGAAAAGGAAUAUGAACAGGCAGUUACAAAUGGAGAAUAAUAAGGGUAGGGCUUUGUCCAGGAUAUUUUACACCUUUUCUGUAUAGUAUGUUGAUAAUAUUUGCUUUAAAUAUGGGUUUUCUUGUUAAGACUGAAGUUUGUGGAGAAGAUACAGAAGGUAAAAGGAUUUACUAAGCAGAAACUGGAACAGAAUUAGGAAGAGAAGACAAAGGAAUGUAAUGAAGCCCAAUGGUUUUAGAAAGCUGACAUCCACCUGCCUGAAGUAUCCACACAUCCUUUAUUGCGUGUAUUUAGAUCGGGUAGUCAAAUUUGGCUCCGGAUUCACCUAACAUAAGCUUUGGUAUGUCAGAAAAACAGAUCUGAUUUUAAUGAGGUUGUCAUGUACACUGAUGCAGAAUUGGAGAGUGCCUCAACACACUGUAUGGCAGCUGCAACGUAGGAGUAAUCCUCAUUCAAUGUGGUCUUAGGAGGCCUCCAACUUUGUACAGACUUAGGCAGGGAUAAAGCAGCUGUUGGGGCAUUUAGCUCACUUUCCUUUCUGUUUUACUUGGCUGUUGUGUACAUACAUUUAAGUGUACCUGUGAUUGAAGACUAUGAAGCAUGGUGGAUUUGAUUAUGCCCAGGUUCUAUUCCUACAGUACUGUCUUACAGCAAGCACCUGCUCCACUGGCCUCGGCCACAUUUUCAAGUUGGACCUGCAUUUUCAAUCUGGAUUGUAUUUUUAUGUUUGGUAUUUGGGAAAGUAAGGACCUGACAUAUCAGAAAACAGUGGUAACCUUUCAAUGCCAGUAAAGGUUUUUCCUCAUGGACACUUUCACUUGACAUGUAUGAAUUCAUGAAAUAUUUUAUUUCAUGUUUCUGUUUAAUUUUUUUUCUUGGUUAUGAAUUUUUUUAUCAAUAAGGGAAAGAAUUUUGUUGUUGAAAGAAUGUAUUCAUUAUGUAUUCAUUCAUAUAUAAAUAAUGAUGAUGAUGUGUUACCUCUAUUUUGGUCACAAUUUCUGUAUGUAAUUGAUGUUGUAUGGUCAUUUACAUCUCAGCCAUCUCUCUGUUUACUUUAAUACGAACAAAGUUUGGGGUAUUUUCUCACACUUUCAUAGACUGAUACCAAAUUAUAGGACUUAUUUGACAAAUUUUGGAAGAUCGAUUUUACUGAAUAAAGUACACUAAGUUGGGUUCUGGAACAUAUCCUGUUAACAUGAAAGUGCUUCUUUGUUUCAUUGUUGUGUUAUGUUGUCACCUGUUGUUAUUCUGUUACUAUGGUUACCAUUUCAUUGAAUCAUGUUACUAUCACUAUGACAACUGUAUGCAUCAUCACACUGUGCUAUAGUCACCUGCAAGCUGGACUUCUGGAAAUACGAGACGGAGUGUCAGUUAUGCAUUAUAUUGUCAUUGUUUUGUCAAAUUGUUAACUUGAUCAUUAAUCCAUUAUCAUGAUUGUCAUACUUCCUGGUCAUGUCUUUUAAAACAAAGGUUUAUUGGGGGUACAUACAGAGUUUAAUAGGCUUGCUGUUGAGAUCACUAGGAAUUUUCUUCAGACAGCCUUACUGAGGCAAUUGUAAAGAAUAUUUUUAUUGAUGCUAGAUAUUACAGAUCAUUUCUCAACCAAAGGUUAUUCAGCUGUAAAAUCAAUCUUAAACACAUAUAUUCUAUUAUUUCACAAACACAAACUUAUGGAACUCUUACGUUUCUAUUCUUUUUCCUUCUUGAUGGAGUAGAAAAAAAUAUUUUAUGUGUUCAUUUCAUAGACCAUCCAGGAUACUGAUAAUAUUCUGUUGUGAACUAACACUUAUGAUAGCAAUGUUUAAUUAUGUUAAUGUUAAUUCUAACAUGAAAUUGGAAAAUAUGCAAUUUUUAUUGGUCAGAGGUUUCAAAUCAAAGUAACAAUCUCUGAUUGAAACAGCUGAUUUGCUGAUUUCUUUCUCACAUUUUGAAUAUGUUACAACAAUAUUCGGAAAUAUGUGUGGCAAUACAUUUUGAGUAGAAUGAUAUCAGUAAGUUAGGUAACAACAGAUAGCUUCAAAUAUGAAGUUUUUGUAAAUCAGACAGUGACAUAUGUUUUGGCAUCACGAUGAGCGUUGUGCUGUCAUUUUAGUGAUGGUAGGACUAAACCUUGCAGAACUUGCUUAAUUGUCGUUAGAGCCAGUUUAACAAAGGGCAUAACCAAGUCAAGGCCUGAUCUGGAGGUGUUGACGUUAGGGCCAUGGAAAUGGAGUAUUCUACCUCCCCCCACAUUCAGUUGCCACGACAAACAUGUAACGUCAUGCGCAUGUCACUCAUUAUCUCAUUCAUGUCCGUCACUCAUUCCGUCCUGUGUUCUCAUCACAUAAUUAUGUUCAAUAUGUUUGUCAACUGGCCAAAAUUGUUUACAUCAUAAUACUUGUCAAAUCGUUUGUUUUUCUCUCAAUUAUUCCAAUUUCUAGCAAAGGGUAAUAAUUUCUGUUGUUAAUUAUAUCACUAGAAUAAAUACUGAUCAUCC
This is a messenger RNA of Haliotis rubra (blacklip abalone), 6671 nucleotides long. RefSeq names its product cyclin-dependent kinase-like 4. The record is from RefSeq and is a predicted model, not a curated record. Gene Ontology annotation, cellular component: nucleus. Lineage: Eukaryota; Metazoa; Mollusca; Gastropoda; Lepetellida; Haliotidae. Gene Ontology annotation, biological process: protein phosphorylation. Gene Ontology annotation, molecular function: cyclin-dependent protein serine/threonine kinase activity; ATP binding.